GCAUGACGACGCUGUACGGGAGGCAUCUGUCAGAGGACGGGACCCAGCUCGACUACGGGGGGAUGGCGGCGAGCGAAGAGUACGCGGGGUACAAGGCGCUGGCAGAAGGGCUGAGGGAGGUAGACACAAGGAGCAUGGGAGAAGAGGAGCGGGUAGCCUUCUUCAUCAACGUGUACAACUGCCUUGUGAUCGACGCGAUCAUCUCUCUCGGGAAGCCCAAGGACCUGCUGUCGCGGCUGAGGAUGUACGCGGAAGCCGCUUACAAUAUCGGGGGGGCGACCUUCUCCCUCAACGACAUCGAGAACGGGGUGCUGAGAGGGAACCAGAGUCCGCCGACCAUCAACCCCUUCGCUCAGAAGCCUUUCGGGGAGGGAGACGCCCGUGCGGGCAUUGCGUGCAAGAAGCCAGACCCCCGGAUCCACUUCGCGCUCAACUGCGGGGCUAGAGGAUGCCCGCCGAUCAGGUUCUACCGAGGCGAAGAGCUGGACGCGAUGCUGGACAAGGCGGCGAGGUCUUUCUGCAGGUCGAUAGAGGUGGACCAAGACAAGGGAGUGGUGUACAUGUCUCAGAUAUUCGAAUGGUAUGAGAACGACUUCCAGUCAGACUCGACCGACAAGCCUCUCGUCUCAGCUAUGAGCUGCAACGAUGAACUAGACAAGAAAGCUUCUUGUGUCUGCGCGUGUGGAUGUUUGGUUUCACGCCGCAAACGACCUCCUAUCUCCACCUUGAGGUUUGUGAAGAAGUACCUGGACGAGGAUAAGAAGGAUGCUCUCUCUCGCUUCCUCGAGUCUGGCAAGGAGCUCGAAGUUCGCUAUCAACAGUAUGACUGGGGUCUUAACUCAUCUUGA
Messenger RNA from Guillardia theta CCMP2712, 848 nucleotides. RefSeq lists its product as hypothetical. The transcript is spliced from 9 exons. The annotation marks the transcript as partial. The record is from RefSeq and is a predicted model, not a curated record. Lineage: Eukaryota; Cryptophyceae; Pyrenomonadales; Geminigeraceae.